This is a messenger RNA of Suillus discolor, 3159 nucleotides long. Its product is annotated as chloride channel. The record is from RefSeq and is a predicted model, not a curated record. Bases 139 to 2910 code for a protein of 923 amino acids. The transcript has 18 exons. Gene Ontology annotation, biological process: chloride transport; transmembrane transport. Gene Ontology annotation, molecular function: voltage-gated chloride channel activity. NCBI's taxonomy places the organism in Eukaryota, Fungi, Basidiomycota, Agaricomycetes, Boletales, Suillaceae. Gene Ontology annotation, cellular component: Golgi apparatus; early endosome; membrane.
UGGGCGGAAAGAAGAAAUUCAUCCUGAGUGCGAUAGAACACCAACACAACCCGAGAAAGUCUUACCGUGACACUCAAGCUCUGUGUUCUCUAACGCGGUCAACGUCGACUGCAGCAAUUGUAAAUAUCCUGCCGUACAAUGCCAAAUUUACCAUUCCUCGCGACCAUUCAAUCCGAUCCUCUCUCUGGACUUCUGAGUGAUCCAUCUGAUACCGAUUACCGCAGGCAACGCCUGCAACAAAUUGGUAGCUAUCCGAGUCCGACACCCAUAGCACAAAAUCAAGCAGACGAUGAGACGACUGCGUUAUGUGCAGUCCCCAGCGGCACCGGUUACGGAACAUUGCCCAUCGUUCGCCCGCGUCGCGCACGUACCCAAACCAGUCUUUGGGUCGCUCCUCGCCGACCUACUCUCCCAAGCCUUCCUAUAACGCGAAGUGGGACUAUUUCUGUUCCCGACUCUCCAUCGGCCUUCUCGACAACAUUUACACAAAGUAUACACCACAGGCGGAUUUCCCAGCAUCGGUCCAUAUCUGUCUACGAUGCCCAGCUCGUAAAUGCAAAUGCCGAUGCUACGGAAACUGAAAUCGACGUUCGAACCAACGGAUUCCGCGUAUGGUACUCCUCGUUCACCUCAAUUGACUGGCUUCACGAUUCGAUUAAAGAUUCGGUCCGCUUUGCCCGGCUCCGGCGCGGCAAGUCCAUCCGUUCCAGAGUCCGACUUGUGUUCGACAAGAGCCUUGGAUGGAUCAUCGUCACGGUCGUCGGGGUCCUCACUGCCGUGGUUGCAUUUCUUGUCGUCCGUGCAGAACAAUGGCUGUUUGAUGUGAAACAAGGCUACUGUAAGACCGCAUUGUGGCAUGCACGGCAUUUUUGCUGUCCUCUGCCCGAUGAGUACGGGUCUUUGGAUGACCAUUGUCCCGCUUGGAGGACUUGGUCAGAUGUCUUUGCGUCAUGGACGGGCAGCGGAUUGGGAGGUGAAGACAGUGUUGUGCAGUAUCUUGCGUAUACCGUCAUUGCGAUUGUAUUGGCCAGUACUUCGUCGCUCCUCACAAUCAAUCUCACGGCGUCGACGUCCUUCGUCACUCGUAAAGAAUCCGGAGUUCUGUCUCCGGAUUUUAACAAGAGUGGUGAACAAAACCCUCCGAGCUCUUCGCAGCCCAAGCGUGGUGUGAUCUACUAUGCUGCAGGGAGUGGAAUUCCGGAAAUCAAGACGAUUUUAUCUGGCUUCGUCAUUCAUGGUUAUCUCGGUGGGCGUGUGCUAUUUAUUAAAGCGCUUGGACUGGCUUUGUCAGUUAGCUCAGGAUUGUCUCUUGGCAAGGAGGGACCUUUUGUCCACAUUGCGAGUUGCAUAGGCAACAUCGUCAGUCGUUAUCAUACCAAGUAUGAAAAUAACGAAGCCAAACGUCGUGAGAUACUUAGUGCAGCAUGCGCAGCAGGUGUCGCUGUUGCAUUUGGGGCACCCAUUGGUGGGACCCUGUUUAGCUUGGAAGAAGUCUCUUACUUCUUCCCGCCAAAGGUUAUGUGGAGAAGCUUUUUCUGCGCGAUGAUAGCGGCCGUGACCCUUCGGUUCCUUAAUCCUUUCGGAACUGGUAAAGUCGUAUUAUUCCAAGUCACUUAUGACAAGGAUUGGCAUGCAUACGAGCUGAUAUUUUUCAUCAUACUUGGAGUUCUUGGAGGAGUAUACGGCGCGUAUUUUUCCAAGCUGAACUACCGCUGGAGUCGUGACGUUCGUGGCGGAACAUGGUUAAAGGCGCAUCCAGUUGCAGAAGUCAUCCUUGUGACCCUCGUAACCACCGUUUUGUGCCUUUCAAGUCCCUAUGCGCGCAUGGGGGGCACAGAUCUUGUUUAUAAUCUCUUCUCAGAAUGUCGCACAGGUAGUAAAAACACACAUUUCAAUUUGUGUGUCCUGGAUCCAAGUAAUUUCGACCAUGUUUGGUCUGUUGUGCGAGCAAUCCUUGUUGCCAUGAUAGUCAAGGGUUUCCUGACCAUAAUUACAUUUGGCAUCAAAUUGCCGGCUGGGAUUUUUGUACCCACCCUCGGAGUAGGUGCAUGUGCUGGACGGAUUGUUGGCAUUGCUGUGCAAUGGCUUCAGUACCAUUACCCGAACAGCAUUGUGUUUGAUGUAUGCGAAGGUGACAUGGAUUGUGUCGUGCCUGGCCUUUAUGCAAUGGUGGGAGCUGCAGCGGCCUUGUCUGGCGUCACUAGAACGACAGUGUCAUUAUCGGUCAUCAUGUUCGAGCUGACCGAUACCCUCACGUAUGCCGUUCCUGUCAUGCUGUCUGUUCUCGUUGCCAAGACUGUAGCCGAUGCCCUGGAACCUAAGGGAAUUUAUGACCUGGUCAUUGAGCUAUCUCAACUUCCGUACCUAGAUGCUAAACACGAAUACUUAUGGUCUAAUCUGUCCAUCAAGGAAGUGACCGAUCGAGAUGUGGAUGUGAUCAGGGUUGACCGACACAAUACCGUUGAAAGUCUUCGGGACCAAUUGCAAUCACUUCUGAAUGCUGAGCAUGAUGAUGGUGGUUUCCCUAUUCUCAGGCCAGGUCGCGACGAAGAUGGUCUGCGCAUGGUUGGCUACAUUGGCGCUAGCGAACUAGAGCAUGCUCUCGCCGUCGUAGCGGAGAGAGCAACCCAGGAGGUUCGCUUCCAUACUACCUAUUCGGAUGAGGCUUCAUAUUCGACCUGGGUGGAAGAGCCAGGGCAGAGUGAAGACGAUCCAUUCGACUUCAGCGUAUACAUGGACCAGGCGCCAUUGAUGAUUCAGUCCAACUCGCCUUUGGAGCUCCUUCACCAAUUCUUCGUGAAGCUUGGUGCACGUUAUGUUAUAGUGACGGACACUGAUGGUGACUAUGAAGGUAUAAUCGACAAGAAGACAUGGCUAGCAUUUCUCAGCGAAUUGGAGGAAAGAUCAUGAUAAACCUGCGACCUGCGGCCACAUUAAUCGGUUUGCUAGCUAAUGGACGUGAUCAAUAGACACUGACACACUAUGGAAUUAUUCUGUGGAUACUGGUUGGAUACCCAAAUCCGAAGUACGAAGUACACAAUACUGACACAGACAAUAUACUCUGCUGUAAUGUUUAUGAUUAUUGACCUUAAGUUAUCGCAACUACAGUACCAGUACUACUUACUUUACUACGCAAUAUACUAUACCUUAUGACCACUC